Striga asiatica is the source of this 468-nucleotide messenger RNA. The record is from the annotation of a GenBank genome assembly. Lineage: Eukaryota; Viridiplantae; Streptophyta; Magnoliopsida; Lamiales; Orobanchaceae.
AUGGUGAUCGGAUUGAUGAGAAAGGUGCAGAUUCUGGUCGUCGGUGGUGGUGUAACUGCAGAAGCUUCAUGCACAAGAGGGACUUGCGAAAAGCACAGUAGAAAAACAUACUAUUGUAUCUUAAGGCUGGAAGACACUUCAUUUGGGAGCUUUGAGAUCGCGAAAUGGCGAAAUGCAGAACAAAAGGCACAUCAGCUGGGUCGUCCGACCUGCCAUAUGACGGAGCAGCAGGUGCUUGAUGGUUUCAUGGAGUUCAAGGAAUCCAUUGGCCUUGUGCCGACUCCUACAAAGUUAACACAUAUAGAGAAAAUAGCGUAUAGUCACAUGCAUGCUCAGCCAGAAUACAUAAGGACGAAAAGAAUUAAGCAAAAAAUAAACCUUUAUAACAACAGAACAUGGAGGUGGCAUGCGAAAGGCUGGGCCAGUUUCUGUAAAGCUGAAAUGAACCUUCAAAGUAAGAAUAAAUAA